Messenger RNA from Verticillium dahliae VdLs.17, 570 nucleotides. RefSeq lists its product as uncharacterized. The record is from RefSeq and is a predicted model, not a curated record. Lineage: Eukaryota; Fungi; Ascomycota; Sordariomycetes; Glomerellales; Plectosphaerellaceae. The transcript is spliced from 4 exons. Bases 1 to 570 code for a protein of 189 amino acids.
AUGACACCUACGGGGACGACGCCAGACGGCAGUCGUAUUACGACUCUGAGUACCCACCAGAAAUUCAUUCGGUCCGUUCCCAUCAAAGACGAUACUCUGAGUCCCGUGAGGGAAAAUGACGUAGAGAGCCGGCCCGGCGUGUCGCUCGCCAUGUCAAACGUGUCGAUCAUGCAAAAGGCGCGGCGGAUCGCCUCGAACGAGCCUCCGGACGGCUGGGGUGCGCUCCGGUGCUUGCUCGCUCAGUGGCUCGCUCCAGUCCUUCGCCAGCUCCAGUCCUUCGCCAGCUCCAGUCCUUCGCCAGCUCCAGUCCUUCGCCAGUCGGAAGCAAUUCGAUCGCCACCACACCACAAUCAUGAACAGUGCGUGAAAAUGCGUCUCGGUCGAAUCAUGGACUCCUUGAAAGGGGCUCGAGGUAUGGUCCAGUGUAGCGAUGAAGGGAGAAUCCUAGGUCUGAACUGUCUCGACAAGUCGCCGUCGUCCGUGAGAAGCGUCGUCAUCUUGGUGGAGCAUCCCUUGUUGAUGUGGGCUGUGGACCGAAUGCCCAGUGAUGGAUCCCAAGAGUUGAGCUGA